Messenger RNA from Amborella trichopoda, 2252 nucleotides. RefSeq names its product beta glucosidase 42 (gene BGLU42). Gene Ontology annotation, biological process: cellulose catabolic process. Gene Ontology annotation, molecular function: beta-glucosidase activity. NCBI's taxonomy places the organism in Eukaryota, Viridiplantae, Streptophyta, Magnoliopsida, Amborellales, Amborellaceae. The record is from RefSeq and is a predicted model, not a curated record.
UUUUACUCUCUCCUCUAUAUCUCAUUUAAUUUGCUUUCUCUCUCUACCACUCAUCGAAACUUUGUCCUCUCCUCUCUCUUCACUUCUCUUUCUCUCUCUAAGAUUUAUUUGUUUCCUCUCUCUACUCUCGAGAGUCUUAGACGUAAACAAUUCGAAAAACUGAGAGCUUAUUGGUUCGCUAUAGAAAACAGUUUCGCUCUCUGCAACUGCCUGUAACUGCUCUGCCAAGAAAGAGCUUGGAUUUUCUCUCUCCUCUCUCUCUCAUGGCUGAUUCUUGUGAUCUCCAACAAAAACAUGGGCUUUCCGAUCUCCAAAAACCAGAAGAAGAGAGAGAGAGAAAAGAAGAAGAGGGGGGAGGAGAGAAGUGUGUGGGUUUGUCCCGAAAGGACUUUCCCCCUUCGUUCAUUUUCGGCGUCGCCACUUCAUCUUACCAGAUUGAAGGGGCUACAAAUGAGGGGGGUAAGGGACCUAGUAUAUGGGACAUUUUUUCACACAGUGAAGGCAAAAUUCGUAAUGGAGACCAUGGGGACGUUGCAGUCGACCACUACCAUCGUUACAAGGAGGACGUCGAACUUAUUGCCAAAUUGGGAUUUGAUGCAUAUCGUUUCUCCAUAUCUUGGCCUCGUAUCUUUCCUGAUGGGUUUGGUACUGAAGUAAACAAAGAAGGAAUUACCUACUACAACAAUCUCAUUGAUGCCUUGCUAGAAAAAGGCAUUCAUCCUUCUGUGACGUUGUACCACUGGGAUCUUCCAUAUAAACUUCAUGAGACAAUGGAUGGGUGGCUUAGCAAGAAUAUUGUAAAAUGCUUUGCACUGUAUGCUGAAACUUGCUUUGAAGCUUUUGGGGAAAGAGUUAAGCAUUGGGUCACUUUCAACGAGCCACUUCAAACUGCGGUGAAUGGCUAUGGUACCGGAAUUUUUGCUCCAGGAAGAUGCUCAGAUAGGAAACACAGUGAUCUUGGAGAUUCAUCAACUGAACCUUACUUAGUUGCACAUAUCCAACUUCUGGCUCAUGCAGCAGCUGUUGAGGUGUAUAAGAGAAAGUUCAAGGAUAUUCAAGGUGGUGUUAUAGGGUUGGCACUUGACUGUGAAUGGGCCGAGCCUUUCAGUGAUUCAUUAGAAGAUAAAGAAGCUGCGCAAAGACGUGUUGAAUUUCAGCUUGGAUGGUUCCUCGACCCAAUAUAUUUUGGGGACUACCCAGCGAUUAUGCGUGAGAAACUCGGAGAUCGUCUUCCAAAAUUCACAAAUGAUGAGGUUGCAUUAUUGCGAGGAUCAGUGGACUUUGUUGGUCUGAAUCACUACACGUCAAGAUUCAUCAAGCCAUGUUCUCGAGGUUUCCAAUGGAAUGGUUUCUAUGAUGAGCAAGAGUUGGAGAGAAUAGCUGAGUGGGAUGGAAAGGCAAUUGGAGAGAGGGCUGCAUCUGAGUGGCUUUACAUAGUUCCUUGGGGCAUUAGAAAAGUUAUCAGCUACAUGACCGAGAAAUAUGAUAGACCACCAAUAUAUGUGACUGAAAAUGGGAUGGAUGAAGAAGAUGGUGAGUCAUUAUCACUGCAAGAUGCAUUGAAUGAUACAAAGAGAGUGAAUUACUUUAAGGGGUAUCUUACUUCUGUAGCAAACUCUAUCAAGGAUGGGGCGGAUGUUCGAGGGUAUUUUGCAUGGUCACUUCUGGACAACUUUGAGUGGGCACAGGGUUAUUCAAAGCGUUUCGGUUUGGUGUAUGUGGAUUUCAAGGAUGGCCUGACUAGGCAUUCCAAAGCGUCAGCCAACUGGUUUUCUGAUUUCCUCCACAAAAAUGACCAGGUUCUUGGCCAAAACGGAGUCAUGAAUGAAUUAAAAUGUUCCACAUAAAAUAGGUUGCUAAAUUUAGGAGUUGGCUCUGAUACCAUGUUAGGGAUCCAUCAUAUAUCAUAGAAAUAAUCCUGUGGCCAUGAGAAUGGCAUAUAUAGAAAAUCUAACAACCCUCUCAUAUUUUUCUUCUUCAGCUCUUUUGGUUUUUUUUUUGUUGUUUUUUCCUUUAUUGCUUAGUUAUACAAGGGUCAGGUUUGAAAGUUUAGAUCAUUUUGCAUUUUAAAUGCAUAAUGAACUGAGUGUUUUUUAAGUUAAAAAAAAGAAAAGAAAAAGAACUGAGUGUUUUUUCUUUGUUGUUAGAACAGACAAACAGAUGCUGGUUUGAAAUUUUCUUUCUAUUUUGGUGCAUGUUCUGAAAUUUUCUGGUUUAUUUCUGAGAAUGGACAAAGUAAUAUUGGUUUGAAA